This is a messenger RNA of Geodia barretti, 4050 nucleotides long. The record is from the annotation of a GenBank genome assembly. Lineage: Eukaryota; Metazoa; Porifera; Demospongiae; Tetractinellida; Geodiidae.
ACUUCCUUGAGCGAUAUCGAGACGACGAGGAACUGGAAAAUGACACGAGUAGUUGUACUGCUCUACUACAGCACUUUCCUGCUACAUGUAUCUUGGACAUGGGGCUUAGAUCUGAGGUAUAGGAAUGCGGAGACGGAAGGAAGGCAGCAGUCAGUGGAAGCCACAAUUGAAAGAUUUACAAGGGCUGAGAGCAAUGUGACAGUGAGCAGGGACACCCACGACUACUACAGAUCCACGUACUACCCUCCCUCUCAUGACAUGGUGGGUGUCCUCUGGCAGGACCUGGCCUCCAUGCUGGACAGUGGUGCAGUGGUGGAUAACUUUACUACGGUAUCAGUUCUAUCUGGUCUGCGCAGAUUCUAUGAGGUUCACAAGUUACAGUUUAAGUUUCCAUUCUACGGACACACCCUGGAGUCUAUCGUUGUCACUACUGGAGGGUUCCUGUACACUGGGGACCUGCUCCAUGAAAAUCUGCAACAUACGCAGUACAUUGCUCCACUACAAGCUGACUUUAAUCCCAGUCACACUGACACUGGUCGUAUCCUGAUCAUGAGCACCGAGGAAAGAUUCACUGUGCAGUGGGACAAGAUCCACAAUCAUGCCCACCUUGAUGAUGGGCCAUUCACGUUCCAAGUCAGCAUAUUUCCAACUGGAGUGAUUCAUUUCGUGUACCAAGAGGACAACAACAUCUCAUACCAUGCCCUGUUAUAUCAACAGAUUCCUCUGCUGCUAGAUGAGAUUGACAAUGAGCAUCAUCCAGUAGAGGUUGGAGUCUCUGAUGCCUUUUACGUCAUCCGAAAUGUUUCAGGCAGUGUUACUACAUCCAUAUUUGAGUAUGACAGAGUGUCUCUGGACAGCAAUCAAAACUUGACCAACAGUGCCUACAUCCUAUCUCCACUUCUCAAUUGUGCAUCAGCCACCAGUUGUGAGCAGUGUACCAACAUCUCUAGUAUGACUGAGUUUCGAUGCGGGUGGUGUGAUGAGCUUCAGAGAUGCUCAGAUGGCAUUGACAGGUACCGGCAAGAUUGGCUAACAGCUGGCUGUGAUGACACGCAAAAGUCCAUGUGCCCUACCCCUACUUCAACUUCCAAAUUCAGUACUACUUUACCCACCACGUCUCCUUUUGCUGCAACAACUUCAGUCACACCUAUCACAAUUCGUCUGACUACCACGUCAUUCACUGCUGCACCACUUACCACAUCUCCUGUUACAAGCCUUCCACUGGCCACAUCUCCUGUUACAAGCCUUCGAAUGGCCACAUCGAUUAACCUUCCACAGACAACAACUUUAGUCACACCUACCACAAUUCGUCUGAAUACCACGUCAUUCACUGCUGCACCACUUACCACAUCUCCUGUUACAAGCCUUCCACUGGCCACAUCGAUUAACCUUCCACAGAGUAUGAUUUUUUCAUGCACUGACACUGGAAGUCCCUCCUCCUCCUCUACUCUCUCAGCAUCGGCCAUAGCAGUAACAGUGAUUACAGUGCAUUGCUGCUACUUGGUCUGGCUCUACUCUACUGCAAUCCAACAUCAAGGAUAGCCAUCAAGUGUCGAAAGGCUAAGUCUCCCUUUGGAAAAGGCACCAUAUGAAGUAGACAGCUGUCCAGUAAUCAAGUAAACAAGAUGUAAUUUUGUACCACAAACCGUACCCCCAAACAUUGUUGCUUCACAAACACUGUUUUAACAAAAUUUAAUGUGCUCUCUGCCUUAUGAAUUGAAGUUGUAUACAACAUUCACCAUUAAAAGGAGCAUUAUUUGCCAGGCUGUAGAAAAUUAAAUUUAGGAAAAGAGAUCGUGCAUGAAGUGGCUAUGAUUGUUUGUUUAUGGUCUCUUUCGUUUGGGAUAAAUGAACCACUGGACGCGACCCUUGAUGGAGGGAUGUGACAGAACAUGCUCGGGGAUAUUCUUCUCGUACCACGGCAUUAGAGUCAUAGAGACAAGGGUCUUGUUGGUCUUCAGACACUGCAGGAGUUUGAGAGCACCGUCGGUGCAGAACGAGCGAUCCCAGAGCAUGAUUGACUCCAGCGUCGUAUUGUUCUCCAGUCUUUUUGCGAGGUGUGUUGCGAGCCGAGGGAGGUCUAUGUUCAUGAAACUGAUACUCUCGAGACAAGACUGGGACAGGACGACAUCAACCAUUUUCUCGACCAGACUGGGCGGCAUUUGACAGCGUCCGAUGAUAAGGUUCUUGAGUGUCCCGUUUUUCUUUACAAGGGCCUGAAGAGCUUCUAUGUCUGUUUCGUCCAGCUGCGCAUGUAGAAGAUCUAGGUACUGGAGACCACUGAGUUUCGAAAGAGCAAUGAAUAUCUUGCUAGCACUUCCAUCCCCGAAGGGGUUGUCCCCCACAUCAAGCUGCCCUAAUGACGGGAGAGACGGCAAGAAUCUUGACAGCCAGGUGCAGGCCUCGUCGUUGAGGCCACAGUUACUGAGAUUGAGCUCUCUGAUCCCCCUGGUCACACAUUCCGGGAGAAGACCGAGGUUAUGAAUGUCCUCCCCGUCAUAGCUGAGCUUUAUGAGGUCGAUUCUCCCCCGAGGAUCGCUAUCUACCGAGCGCAUGCCUGCAGCAAUAGCACCAAGGUCCUGCCCACCAAUAGCACACAGCUUCCACCGACAGCCCUCACCCGAGUUGGCUAUGCAGUAGCCCAGAGCAAAGCAGUCAAACUGGGUCAAAGUCAUGGGUGAGAAGUUGAUAGUGUGUUGGCUGGGAAAAACCUCCAUGCAGGCACUAGGAUCCUGUGCCUCGAACAGGCAGUUGAGGAGAGUAGAGUUGCAGCCUCGGUUGCCCUGUGAGUCCAGACAGAUCCCGACACUCUCCAUCGCCAGAGGCCAGCCAACCUGACUGAACUGGGACAGACCAGCUAGGAACCUCAGUACCAUGCUUCGAUGGUCGGUAGGGAGCUUUUGAACCAUUUCCAGUUGCCUCAGAGGCUGCUGUGUCUGCCACAGGUGGAAAGCGGCCAUAAACUCCUGGAUAGUGAGGUGGUGGAAAGAAAACGAAUUGCGUGGCUGAGUAAAGAGUCCGCAGGCCUGGACUGAUACACUUCUCAUGAAACCCAUGUGGUCAAAGCUUGCUGGGAGCUUUUCAAAUAUCAACUUCUGCUGGGCAAGUGAGUCAAACGCAUGUGAGCAUAGGGUUUCAAAAGAGCUAUUGACACCACAGGGAAGGCUUUCUAGCUGCAAUUCGCCAAAGGACGGGGCAUCGUUUGGUUGUUUUGAAGCAAUGUCGCGGUAGAGCAAACACCUGCACAGGUCUCUAAAGAGCUCUGUAAGGGUCAUUGCAUAGUUUCUAGUGUCGAGUGGUUCAUUCCGACUUGUAGAAAACCUUUGCCUGAAAAGCUCAACGACAAUUCCAGUGUGAAGAGGGAUGUACAUCAUGUUCUUGAUGACAACAUUCUCCUCAAUGUACCUUAGGAAUGCCUUUUGUUGGGAUUCCUCUGUGAGCAUAGCUUGUACACAGGACUCUAUGUCUUGCAUUUGAAAGCCCAGGAUCUCCACAUUCACUGCCUGCCUGCUCCUAGAGCCCAUAAGACGCUCGAUAGCUUUUACUGCCUUUGGUCGACUGGUUAUGAGAAUGCGUGCUUUGGGUAAUUCCUGGCCUGAUAUCAAGCGACCGUAUACUGAGUUUCGUUCUUGUAGUGCUUCUGGAAGCUCAUCAAAGCCGUCUAGAAUAAGUAGCAGCCCUUCUCCCUCGCUGGCUACUAUCUCUCCCUCUACCGACAGGCUUGGCUUCGGAUGAAGCAAGUCGAAGACCGUGGAAGCAUUGUGGAAGCAGGUGGAGCGAAGCGGGACAAGGUAGAGCAGCUGGAACUGCCUCAUAGCCCCCUUGUUAGCUGCCCAAUCGCCUGCCAGCUCUCGGGCAAACAUGCUCUUGCCUAUCCCAGCUGCCCCUUGUGCUAUAACACACCUUGAGUCCCCCUCAAAGAGGCGCUCCUUGCUAAUGGGGGUUUUACUCUGGUCAAUUUCGUCAAUAUUGCCGUGUAGCGUGGUUUGGGUGAAGGCAUCUGCUGUAGAUCGGUAGACCUUCUCUCUAGUAAUCCUUGCUAGGUUGGUG